Mauremys reevesii (Reeves's turtle) is the source of this 2738-nucleotide messenger RNA. It is a transcript of the gene AGXT2, whose product is annotated as alanine--glyoxylate aminotransferase 2. The record is from RefSeq and is a predicted model, not a curated record. The transcript is spliced from 15 exons. Bases 271 to 1686 code for a protein of 471 amino acids. Gene Ontology annotation, biological process: glyoxylate catabolic process. NCBI's taxonomy places the organism in Eukaryota, Metazoa, Chordata, Testudines, Geoemydidae. Gene Ontology annotation, molecular function: L-alanine:glyoxylate transaminase activity; pyridoxal phosphate binding. Gene Ontology annotation, cellular component: mitochondrion.
UUUGCAUGUUAAGCUUUUCUCUGUGACAAGGGCUAGAACAGACAUGGGCAAACUACGCCCACAACUAGUGCUCCAGGCAGCGUGUACUUCUGCUGCAAAGAUGUGUGUGGUCUCUACAUGUUUUCACUGUGGAACCAACUUUGACUGGAAAUUAUCCCUGUGGGGCAGAAUGCUCACCCCAAACCAAGCACCAUUUCUGGCCGGAGUGCUGGGAGCAUUUCUGAACGUUGUUAUACACUUAGACAGCAGGAAUUGAAAAACUCUUUCUCCAUGCAAGCAAAAAUGCCUCCUUGUGACUUUUCACCUGGAAAAUAUGAGUCCUAUCCCUAUGAGCGUAUGCUGAAGAUCCGCAAACAGAAUCUGGCUCCAUCACUGGUAACGUACUACAAGAAACCACUGCUGCUACAUCAGGGACAUAUGCAGUGGCUGUUUGAUUAUGAGGGACGAAGGUACCUUGAUCUCUUUGCUGGAAUUGUUACUGUCAGUGUUGGUCACUGUCACCCGAAGGUAACUGCAGCUGCCCAAAAACAGCUUGGUCGUCUGUGGCAUACAACCAACAUCUACAUGCAUCCAUUAAUCCAGGAAUAUGUGGAGAAACUAACAGCACUUCUCCCUGAUCCGCUUAAGGUGGUUUACCUGACUAACAGUGGGUCAGAAGCCAAUGAUUUGGCCAUGUUCAUGGCAAGGCUUUACACUCGGAACUUUGACCUCAUCUGUUUCAGAGGAGGAUACCACGGAGGCAGUCCAUACACACUGGGCUUGACGUGCAUUGGAUCUUAUAAGCAUGGUGUCGCCAAUGCAUUUGGCUGCCAAAGUACAAUGUUACCAGAUGUUUUUCGUGGUCCAUGGGGAGGAAGCCAUUGCCGAGAUUCUCUGGUGCAAACUAUUCGGAAAUGCAGCUGUUCUCCAGGCUGUUGUGAAGCAAACAACCAGUACAUUGAACAGUUCAAAGACACUCUGAGUACUUGUGUGCCAAAGGCAAUAGCUGGGUUUAUCGCUGAGCCAAUUCAAGGUGUUAAUGGAGCCGUUCAGUAUCCUAAAAGAUUUCUAAAGGAAGCUUUUCAGUUAGUGCGUGAAAGAGGAGGCGUCUGUAUUGCAGAUGAAGUCCAGACAGGGUUUGGACGAACUGGCAGCCAUUUCUGGGGAUUUCAAUCACAUGGUGUAGUCCCUGACAUUGUUACCAUGGCAAAAGGAAUUGGCAACGGCUUUCCAAUGGCAGCUGUCAUAACCACACCAGAGAUUGCAAAUUCCUUGGCUCAGACCCUUCAUUUUAACACAUUUGGAGGAAACCCUAUGGCCUGUGUAGUUGGAUCUGCAGUUCUUGAUGCUAUUGCAGAAGACGGUCUACAAAAGAACAGCACAGAAGUGGGGACUUACAUGCUACUGGAGUUUGCUAAACUGAGAGAUAAGUUUGAGAUCAUUGGAGAUGUCCGUGGCAAAGGCCUUAUGAUUGGGAUAGAAAUGGUGAAGAAUAAGGACAGUCGUCAGCCUCUUCCAGAUGAAGAGAUGAGUCAGAUCUGGGAAGAUUGCAAAGACAUGGGAGUAUUGAUUGGCAGGGGUGGAAUUUAUAAGCAGACAUUCAGAGUUAAACCUCCAAUGUGCAUUACUAAACAAGAUGCAGCCUUUGCAGUGGAAGUAUUUCAUGCUGCACUAAUGAGACAUUUGGAAAGAACAGCUGCAAGUUAGACUCUGAACAAUGUUUCUCCUGACCCUCCAAGCCCUAAAAUCUUGUUAUAACUACAGCCGGGAAGAAAUGUAUAGUAUGAAGAUAAGAUUGAUCUACUUUUCCUGAACAUGCAACUCUAAAGAAUUUAAAUGUGAAAGAUUACCUUGACUCAGUUUGCUAUACCUACAAAAAAAAAAAUCAGUCUUAUUGUAAUGGUGUGUUAAGAAAACAAUACCUAUUGUUAACACAAAUCAAAUAUGAUUUUUUUAAAUUAGGUAGUGCCUUCUACCUAGACUGAGACUAGGUUUCCUGCCUGUCAGACCAGCAGGUGAGAUUGGCUGGUGUACUCAGGCUGGCACUACAUGAAAGGGCAUCUGACUACUACUGCCUUUACAAUGAUAUCAUAUCUGGGAUAGUUCUUCCUUUCUUUAUGCCUGGCUGUUUUGCUCUUAAUAGCUGAAAUUCUGGAUGUAGUUUCUACAGUGCUCUGUGUAAUCUUGCUCCAGUGACAUUUGCUUAGUAGCUUCCUAACCAAGACUGGAGACAGCAGCACACGACAAACAAUACUUCGCUCCUGAAAAACAGUUGAGUGGAAAACUAUGCUACUAUUACACUCAUAAUAGGGGUAGGAGUGAAAUUCCUCCAGAGCAGAGGGGCUGCUGAAAGCUCUUCAAGCAGGGGCUCAGUGAAGGAAAGUUGUAUGUGUAGCCUGUAACAGAAGGAUGGAUUUUGUUUAAUAGUUAUAGAGGAAGAUACUUAUUAAAAAAAGGUAAGGAAGGGUAUACUCAUUCAGCCGUGGGUUCUAAUCCAGUCUCCUGCCUACCCUCAACAGUGAUCUUUUCUCCUUUGACCAGUAGCAGCUCUCCCUCUUCACUCAGUACCAUCCCAGGCUGCUGACACAAGGUGCUGUGCUCCCCUCCUGUCAUCAGUAGAAAGCUCAUAGAUGUCAGAUAACCCUUUUUCCCUGUUCAGGGUAAAGACAUGAUUAAACAAUUCAGCUGUAAAGUAUAAAUUACAACUAAUUGUCAAUUCAGUUUACAAAUGUGAGUUAAUUUCUUGGUCCAAUAAAAGA